AUGAAGACUUUUGCAGGUUCGUUGCGAUUAAAUCCGUUAUCCGUAAAGGAAGCUACGAAAUUACCGGAAGAUGAAGUAAAGAAACUUUUGGAAUGUCUUUUUGCAAAUGCUAUGCGAUUUUUCGUGCUGUAUUGCAUGCACGCCAUUAGAGAUCAAACAGUUCUGAAGUUCUCAAACGAUGGAAGCGCAUUCUUUCGUUUGAAGGAUCCACUUGCUACAUCCGCAUUCGACAAGGAAGUACAUGCUCUCGGCCCCAAGUUUCUUCUAUGCGUGUCUGAUGAGAAGAUGAAGAGCUGUGUGCCAUUAAGCGAUCUCUAUACACCAACAUUUGACGAUUGGCAAUCCGGAAACGACUGCUCAUCGUUAGUUUAUCAAAUUGCACAUCUUCCUGUAGCGGAAAUUACUAGACUGAUACUUGGAGAAAAGCUAUUUUUGGAGCUUGUUUCCAAGUUCCCUGUCUUUGUAGCCCAACUGAAUGAAUAUGCUAGAUCUUUGAAACAUUUUCAAUCAAGAGAGCGACACAGGCAAUGCAAAUAUGCAAUGACAAAAACAGAAAUAGUAGUGCUUCGCACAUCCGUAGUAAAGGUUUACGUGGAGAGAGUGUUGUUAGCUGCAUCUGACUGGUUUGCGUUUGAAAAGAAAGUUAGUCUACUUAAUUAUAUUGCAAAGUCUUUGCGCACAUGGGUCAGACACGAGAGAUUAUUCAAAGAAGCUAUGUAUGACAUGCCUUAUGAAGAAUAUCACUCGCUGCGAGUUUUUUCGGAGAAACAUGGAGCUCUUCAUCCACUUUCAGAAGAACUUCUCAAAGAGAUCUCGACAAGAUUUGAUCACUUUUUCCUUAUCUAUGCGAUUCAUGCUCUCAGAGAACAUACUGACGCUUUCGUAGAUGAGAAGGGUAUUGUGAAAUUUCGAUUUAAGCAACAAGAUUCUAACGCUUAUAGAACGGAUAUCUUAAUACCUGACGAAGAACUUCAGCACAGGUCUGUAUCCCCUAAUGAUUGGUCUUCUCAACAAUCAACACAGAGUGUCGAAAAUCCGGGUAAUUCAUGGGUGCCAUCUCAAGCCGAUGAAGAUAAUGUUCUUCCUUCAUUCAAGCCUGAAUCGGUGAAAUCACCGGAGAUUGUGGAAGCAGAAAACGACAAUGAUGAAGAAUGGGAGAUGAAGCUCUUUGAAAGGGUAAGGGAGGAUCCGAUUGUGCCAACACAUUUCAAAACAAUUUUUGGAAUUCUCGCGGCCAAUAACCGCAACUUACGGGAAGAGAAAGCUUUUUUGCAAUCUAGAUUAGGAUUGGGUUAG
Cylicocyclus nassatus is the source of this 1296-nucleotide messenger RNA. NCBI's taxonomy places the organism in Eukaryota, Metazoa, Nematoda, Chromadorea, Rhabditida, Strongylidae. The record is from the annotation of a GenBank genome assembly.